Messenger RNA from Trypanosoma grayi, 1443 nucleotides. Its product is annotated as putative short chain dehydrogenase/reductase. The transcript has a single exon. The coding region runs from base 1 to 1443 and encodes 480 amino acids. NCBI's taxonomy places the organism in Eukaryota, Euglenozoa, Kinetoplastea, Trypanosomatida, Trypanosomatidae. The record is from RefSeq and is a predicted model, not a curated record.
AUGGUGUGCGGGUCUGUUCUCCGCCGUGCCGCGGCGGCAGCAACAACAACUCGAACAGGCCUCCUCGCGCCAGGGCGGCGCUGCUGCUGGGACGGCGUGCGUCAUUACCACCAGCAGACGGCAUGCCUGCUGCGGCCGCGCAAGCUCUCGCAGGCGAAGCAGACGCCGCUCUACCCCGGCAUGUAUCGCCGCGUGAAGAAGUUUGAGGGCGAGCACACGUACGACUACGGCCGGCACACCUUCACAAUUCUGCGCGAGGGCUCAACCUUCGCCAUCUUGCCGCUCGGCUGCAUCCUCGCAUACGCCGCAACUUAUCUCGCGCCCUUCGCAGCCUUGCCGUUCGGACUACAGGCGUCGUACUUAGUGGUGCUGCUAGGCAUCUCGCGGCUGUCGGCGCGUGGCCGGCGUAACCGCGAGCGCAGGGACCUUACCGGCCGCCACGUCGUCGUCACGGGCGGCACGAGCGGCAUUGGGCGCGAGACGGCGGCGCAGCUGGCCGCGAUGGGCGCCGACGUAACGGUGUUGUCGCGCAAUGGGCCGCAUGUUGAUGCGGCGAUGGCGUACAUUAGACGCUUUGCGCGGGGCGAGGCACAGCAGGUGCGCUUCACCGCACUAGACCUCGCGGACUUCAUCGCCGUGCGUGACUACUGCAAGCGCGCACGGCAGCAAAAGAUGUCGGUGGACAUUCUCGUGAACAACGCGGGGCUGAUGCACCAGCAGCAGGUGUUUUCCCGCUUCGGCGAUGACGAGCAGCUAGCCGUCAACCUCCUCGGUCCAUUCUUGCUAACCGAGGGGCUGCUGCCACUCGUGACGGUGAGUGGCGGNGUUGCGUGCUCUGCGCAUGUCGCGGUGAAGGGGAACAUCGUGUCGACGUACCUCUCUGGGCGCGGUCUGUGGUCGCCGCGGGUGCGCGACAAGUUCGACGGACUCGAGCAGUACGGCUUCACGAAACUCGGCUGCAUCUAUCACGCGCAGGACUUGGCGGUCCGCUCCUAUAGCGACGCGUCCAGUGUGGUGCCUCACGUCAUAACGACAACCACCCCCACUACCACCCAUGGGCGCAUCGCGAUACAGACAAGCAGUAAUGCCAGCAGCAGAGGCGAUGAAAAUAAUGCCAAUGGCGAUGGUGCUGCGCCGCAGUACACCACCUGUGUCGCGGUUCCCGGGGGCGUGGUGACAAGUUUGUACCGUCACGUCCCACUUGCUGCUACAUUUCGCUGGGGGCGCUAUGUUUAUUUACUGUUCAUGCGCUCUGCGCGUGAAGGGAGCCAAGUUGUAGUGAACUGCUGUGUGCGGGAGGAGCUGGUGAACGGUGGCUACUACCAGAACUGCCGCUAUAGCCCCAGUGGGCUCUCCGCCGCCGCCUGCAGCGUGGGGGAGCGGAAGAGUGUGCUGGCGUGGGUGCGGCGCAAGAUGCAGCCCUACAUGCGCUGGGAGAACUAG